Messenger RNA from Myiozetetes cayanensis, 12292 nucleotides. Its product is annotated as KIAA1549 like. The record is from RefSeq and is a predicted model, not a curated record. The coding region runs from base 250 to 4128 and encodes 1292 amino acids. NCBI's taxonomy places the organism in Eukaryota, Metazoa, Chordata, Aves, Passeriformes, Tyrannidae. The transcript is spliced from 21 exons.
CCGCGGGGCCCCGAAGCGGCUCCCGGGCCCGCGGGCGGGGGAGCGGGCCCGGCCGCGGCCGUGGCUGCGCUGCUGCUGCUGCUCGGGGUCGUCGUCGCCCUCCUGCCGAGCGCCCGCGCCGAGCCGGGUGUCAGGCGACAGCAUAUCAGUGAUGCUCCUUCUACAGGAUCUUUUCCUAAUUGGAGAUCUAUACUAUCACCAACACGGCCUUCCACAGAAACAAAGACUUCCUCAAUAGCUGAUAUUUCUAUGGGGCAGACUUUGGAGAAUGCAGACUUGCUUCAGAUGAUAAAAACCACACUGACUGGCACACGUACCAGGACUUUGGAUCAAAUGCACCUGUUGCCCACUCUGUACCAAGGCAGUGGAAACAGUGCAUCCCAGGAGCCCGCUGAAGUUUCAGCCGAGUCGCCCCUGAGGUCGUCAUCUCAAGAUGCAGACGAAACAGGUUUGCCUCAACUUGUGUUAUCUGGAGUAUCUUCUGGUGCAAUACCUACGGUAGGAGCUUCAGAAGCAAAACCACUAACAAGAAAAUCACCUCCAGCUUCACCAGUGCCAGCUUCUUCCUUCUUUUCUCUAGGCACUGAAAACACACCUUUGCCAUCUGUGAUGGCUUUAAGCACACUGACACUGGCCCUAACAAAAAAUAACACUGCCACAAAACUGACAUCGGACCUAAGCUCAGUAGGAACACGUGCAGAUUUUCCUUUUGCAACAAGAAACACAACUGCAUCACCCGUGGACGUGACAGCCACGCUGGUAACCCUUAAAGGCAGCACGGUCACAGCUUCCACACUCGCACCCACAGCCCACGCACCGAGGCAGAUAGAAACCACAGUAACUGACACCCAGAAGUUCCCGAGCUCAGACAUCACCAAAACGUCAACCCCCUACCCACUGACAAUUACAGCAGCUUUGACAUCUAUUACAGCAUCAGCGAAAACAACUAGGCUUCCCCCUACUCCAGUGGAAAACUCCUCUGCUCCCUCUGAAACCACAGCAGCAGCGGCUUUCGCUAACAUGACAGCGGCUCCCCCCCUGGACUGCCGGCUCUCCGACAACCUUAUGGUUAAAACAGUUCUGUUUCUGAACACAAGGAGGAUGAUGAUCAGCAAUGCCUUCAGGGAGAUGGUGAGAAAAGGACUCAACCAAGUGCUGAGACAAGCGUUCAACCAAAACGUCAGUGCUCAGGUUGAAAUCCUGGAGCAGUCAAGUAACCUGACGGUUGGUUACUACGUCACACGGGGCAGGCUGGUUUUCAUUCCGGCUGCUGUCAUCGAGAGGCUCCUGGCGUACGGCAUCGGCAACGCCACGGCAGACAUCAAGCAGCACGUGCCACAUCUCCAGGCCGUGGUGGCCCUGGCCUUGCCCUGGAAGCCCCUUCCUGCUUACCACUUCCAGCUGAAAACAGAGCUGCAGUUUGUGGGUCAAACAGACAAUAUUCAGUCAUGCAAAUUUAUUCAGACCAUGGAACAGCGACUACAGAGAGCAUUUCAGGAUGCUGAAAGAAAGGUCCUCAACACCAGCAACAACUUAACAGUUCAGAUUUUGAACACCUCCAAUGUCUCCCAAGCUGUCACUCUGUUUUACGUAGUGAACAAUCGAAGCACAACUCUAAAUGGCACCAUUUCCAGCAACCUUCUUAAUCAACUGUCAGCUGAGCUGGUGGGUUUCUACCUCACCUACCCACCUCUCACCAUUGCUGAAUCUUUGGAGUAUCCAAACCUUGAUGUCUCGGAGUCAACUAGAGACUACUGGGUGAUAACAGUUAUUCAAGGGGUGGACAUGGCCUUGCUGGGGCUGAACAACCAGAGCUUCGCACGGCUGAUGGAGCAGCGCCUGGCCCCGCUGUUCAUGAUGUCCCACCAGCAAGGACGGCGGUUCAGACGCGCCACCACCGUGGGCAGCUACACCGUGCAGAUGGUAAAAAUUCAGCGUAUUCCAGGACCCAAGGAGCCAGCUGAACUGACCUAUUACACUUUAUACAAUGGGAAGCCCUUGCUGGGCACUGCAGCUGCCAAAAUUUUGAGUACCGUUGACUCCCAGCGCAUGGCCUUGACACUGGGCUACGUCAUCCAAGUCCAAGCUGAUCCCGUGGUGAAGAACCCCCCAAACAACCUGUGGAUCAUCGCAGCGGUGCUGGCUCCCAUCGCUGUGGUUACAGUCAUCAUCAUCAUCAUCACAGCAGUGCUGUGCAGGAAGAACAAGAAUGACUUCAAGCCCGACACCAUGAUGAACCUGCCUCAGAGAGCCAAGCCAGUACAAGGCUUUGACUAUGCCAAGCAACACCUGGGUCAGCAGGGAGCAGAAGAUGAAGUUUUACCUGUAACUCAGGAGACUGUCAUACUUCCACUUCCAGUCAGAGAUGCUCCUGCCUCCCAGGAGAGAGAAAUUACCCAGGAUGGGAGCACCAUCAAAACUGCCAAAUCCAAUGAAACAAGGAAAAGCCGGUCCCCGAGUCAGAACGGCUCCAUCGUCAGCAAUGGGUCGGGAAAGCCCAGCUCUGGACGGAGCUCCCUCCAGAAAGUGAUGGCACCUCAGAAAGUGACAAAAGACGAAGGAAGGAAAAGAAAUGUGCCGGUGAGUGAUGAAGAGGAAGGAGGCAUUCUCUUUGACAACAUUGCCAAAUCUGCCAUUGACCCCUUCGACACCUCUUCUGGAUCAGUACAGCUCAUAGCCAUCAAACCCGUGGCCCUGCCUGCUGUUCAUGCUGCAUCAGAGAGGAGCCAGGAAUCUGCCAUCAUUAAUGGGGAGGUGAACAAGGCUUUGAAGCAGAAGUCCGAUAUAGAACAUUACCGCAACAAGCUGCGCUUGAAAGCCAAGAGGAAGGGCUACUAUGAUUUCCCGCAGGUUGAUAACAGCAAGGGGCUGACAGACAGAAAGAGGAUGUACGAGAAAAACCAGAAGGAGCUUGACCACAUUUUGGAUCCAGAUGCAGAUGUCUCGUCUCCAUUUGCUGAGCCUAAGAACAGGCAACCACUGAAGAACUCGGUGUACAGGAGCAGGCAGUCUCUGAACAGUCCUAGCCCAGGAGAAACUGAGAUGGAUCUUCUUGUGACUCGAGAAAGGCCUAGGCGUGGAAUCCGCAACAGUGGAUAUGAUACCGAGCCUGAAAUUAUAGAAGAAACAAAUGUUGACCGUGUCAACGAGCCUCGGAAUUACAGCAGGUCCCGUCAGGCCAAGGGCCACUCGGAGACCUCGACUUUAAGUUCUCAGCCCUCCAUUGACGAGGUUCGGCAGCAGAUGCACAUGCUCUUGGAGGAGGCCUUCAGCCUGGCCUCUGCAGGCCACGGGGGCCAGAGCAGGCAGGACUCGUACGGCUCGGCUCCACACCUGCCCUACUCGGAGGUGGUGACCAGCGCGCCGGGCACCAUGACCCGGCCUAGAGCGGGGGUACAGUGGGUACCCACGUACAGACCAGAAAUGUAUCAGUACAGCUUACCGAGACCAGCUUAUAGAUUUUCUCAGCUUCCUGAGAUGGUAAUGGGUUCUCCUCCCCCUCCUGUCCCUCCCAGAACGGGUCCUGUGGCUGUUGCCUCUCUCAGGAGGUCUACAUCAGAUAUUGGCAGCAAAGUGAGAAUACCUGAGUCCAGUGGAGCAGAUCAGGCCCAACAUCAUGAUCAGACACCUUUUGCACCUGGUUCGAGAGCUCCAAUGUCUGUUGGCCCACUCGAUCAAUCAGCUUUUCACUCAGGAAAUACAGUACCAGCAGUGUUUGCCAUACCAGCAGCAAACCGACCUGGCUUCACGGGCUAUUUCAUCCCCACGCCACCCACCGCCUACAGGAACCAGGCCUGGAUGCCCUACGCUGGAGAGAACGAGCUGCCAGGGCAGUGGGCAGACUCAGUUCCACUUCCUGGGUACAUCGAGGCUUACCCGAGGCCCCGCUACCAACACAACUCGCCGUCACGCCUGCCCCGGCAGUACAGCCAGCAGGGGGGCAUGCACCCCAGCCUGGAACAGGCCCCUCUGCCAUCCACAGCAGCUUCCCAGCAGAGCCUGACGGAAAACGACCCCUCUGACGCGCCUCUCACCAACAUUUCCACGGCUGCCCUCGUGAAGGCAAUAAGAGAAGAAGUGGCCAAGCUGGCCAAGAAGCAAACAGAUAUGUUUGAGUUCCAAGUCUAACGUCUUUUUGUGCACAGUAUUUGUAUCUUGGGACUCUGAAGACAUGUAAUCCUGCUUGCCAGCUAAGGGAAAUGCUGCCAGGAAACUGUUUCAUGUGGAUAAGAUUGACCAUAUGCAAUUGUUUGUCACUUAGCUCUCGUAUUAUGACCCAUCAUCACUGGAGAUGCUGCUGAACAUGUCUGCUCCACACGAGGUUUCAUUUGCAGGCCCAAAGGUAGAGCUGCUGAAAAUAAUUUCUGCAUGCCAAAGCUUUGAUUCAAGAAGGAAACGCCACAGAACGCGGUCGGCUAAAGGCGUGGUGGUGGCGGGCACGGUAAUUGUUUGCUGCAGGACGUUGUAUGAGGGAUGCUGAUUUCAGCAGUGGGGAGUCAUUCAGCCUUUUCAUUCCAGAGACUGCAUUCAAAGCAGAAGAAUUCAAGAUGAGUAAGUAAUCCAAAUAAAUGUCCUGUAAAUAGCUCCGAUUCUCUUCAUCCUAUUAACAGUGCUAAGAAGUGGAAGAAGAGAGGGCCGUGGAGAAGGUGAAUGGUAUUUUGAUAAUUGGUGGCUACCUUGUUCCACCAGUGCCACUGAUUAGUUAUGGAGGAGACUUUUUUUCAGUGUGAGAAAGUACAGCGCACGAAGAGCCAACAAAGGAUAUUGGUGCUAAAAGCUUCCAAGAGAAAUGAAAAAGUGUAUUCGCGUUUGCUCUAUAAUCAGACUUUCCACUCUGAAUGCAUGUGAAGCUGGUAAACCUGAGACCUUUGACUUUUUCCAACCUGGAAAAAUGAAUACACCUGCUUGGACAAGAAAACCUCUGUUCAACACAGUGCUUUUUUUCUUUUUUUUUUUCCUCUUUCUUAAACAAUGCUAUCUACUAAAGUGAUGCCAGAAAGUGCUACCUGAAGCUGCAGUUGAUUUUGAUGACGCUGGAACGGUGAACGCGCACCUAGGAAGCUCUGAAUGUAGAGGACCUAAUUAUUAUAUUAACAUGUAAAUAAUUUAACAGUUACGUGGAUUAACAAAAAUACUAAUGUUCUGUGACAAAGAGAGCAUUGCCAGAAAUUAUGCUGACUUUACAUUGUGCAAGAUAGAGGUUACUGAUGGUUAAACUGCAUUGUGGUAUGAAUCCAAUCCCAAAAGAAUAUCAAACCAGUUGAAUGGGACAGUAGUUAAUAUUUUGCAGUUGUACAAACUAGUUGGAGAUCAUGAACAAUUGUUUUCAGUUCCUUCAGCUAUUCAGCUUUGGGAACCGAACUUGUUGCAAAGUUUGUUGUCUUGGGCGUGUUUGAUGUCAACUGGAAUUAAAGGUAAUGUCCUUCAUUUCAGUAAGUUAUUUAGUUAUUCUCAAUUACUAUUUUGUCUGAUCAUUUCAUUUCCCUGAGUUUCUUUGGUCUUUACUGAUGUGAGAAAGGGAACUUGGUUUAACUUUUUGGCCACCAUUAAUUGAAAGAAGGAGAGAGAAUACAAUAGGGGAUAGAAGCAGAAAUUGAUGAAGCACAAACUUUUAAAACAGAGCUAUUUUUUCCCCUAUUAAUGUUAUUAUAUACCCCAACUGAGACUGUGAUACGUAGUUAUCCUAGAAUAUCCUAGAUGUCUUCUGCUCCAAUACCUUAAAUAUUGCAGAAGCCUUUGGAAUGCUAGUUAAUCUUUCAAUAAACGUGAAAUUUCAUUUUUAUUAUUUAAAAUCAGAUAUAAAUAAAAUGUAUUUUUGUAAUUUGUAUGUAUAUAUGUGCUGUAUAUUUAUAUAAGUGACUAGUCUGCUAUAGUCAGAAAAUUUCCAUAAACUGAGUGAGGAAAAAAAAAAAAAGAAAGGAAAAAACCCUGGUAAUUUUAAUGAGUGAUACAAACAUGCUAUGUCUGGAGUACAAAAAUAUACAUUUGGGUGACUUGGAUACCAAACAACCAAAGAAACUCAAUCUUUCACGUAAAUGCAAGUCUAGUAAAAGACCAGCUGCUGUCUCAGUUACCUGUCAGCUAAAUAAUACUGAUUUCAUCAGUGUAAUAGAAUACAGCCAAUUUGUGUUGAAUUAACAACUGCCUGAGAACCUCACACUUUUGAAUGGCAACUCAAAAAUACUGGGCCAAACUCAGUGUGCCAUAGAAGGGCUCGUUCUGGUUGUCUUCAGUGGGAGCCUCAUGUACUGAGAGCAAGGCUGAGUUUCUCUGUCAGGCUUUGUGUAUACGUAGGAAUUUCACCAGAACCCCUUGGACAGUGUUCUGCUGAUUUUUCUGUCAUUUGGAUCGCUGUAAUGCAAGUGCAGACAUAAUGGAAGAGCAGCUCACUUUUAUUUAGCCUAAGCUGGUUCAUAACUGGCUUAACCCAACUUGGGAAGCGAAAUCCACGUUAGGGCACAUCAGCCUCAUUUUGCAUCAGCUUUAUUAUCUCAGUUUUUCAAUGAUUCUUCUGUUUAGCCCAGUGAAAUUUUGCAAGCAAUUAGGCCCUUCCAUGCAGUGGGAGUGAAAUGAGCCAUGAAAUAAAUUUCUGUAUCUUAGGCUCCUGUUUUGCAGCAUAAUCCUAAAGCUGCGAGUCUGAAAGCAGCAGCGACCACGUGGAUGGAUGUGAAGCCACAGAGCUGGGAAGGGUAAUGUUAUGAUGUAUUCCCCCAAAAUAAUCACGGGAGGUUGGACAUACCAAUUUUAAGCACCAUCUUUGGGACAGUUAGCUCUGUGUGUAAAUCUGUUCCCUCUCUUAAGUUUUAGUAAGUUAAUAGUUCUGUUGAAAAAUGUGGGAGGGUAAAGCCUCAUAUAUCUUACAUGAAUGAAUCAUAUAUCUUGCCAUACUGGAAAUUAAAAAUUCUGGCAAUCACAGAGAUGUAAAUGGUUUGAGUGCCUGUAGAAAACAGAAAAACCCCAAACAAAACCAUUUAAAUAGCCUUCUAGAAAGAAAAACCAUUUCAGUAAAGUUAAACAAAGUACUCUUCUACUAAGGAAGACCUGUUAGACUUUUAAAAAUAAUUUUGUUUGGUAUUGUUAUCAACAAUGUGCAGUCUGUUGAACAUUUCCUGAACCAUCACUCUGAAACCAUUGUGGUGCACUUUAUUCACAAAACCAUCUUACCUUCUUCAUUCAUAAUGCCUUUUUAUCCUGUUUGUAAUAUGUUUCUGUAUUUUUUUUUUUUUAAGUACAAAGUAAGAUUAUAUCAAGACAGUAAGGACAUUCCUGGGAAAGAAAAAUCAUGCUGUAAUAUUUAUACUGUCUGAGCACAAAGCAAUGAUAAAGUGAAAAUAUAGUGUACAAAUAAUUUGUAAUAUAAUAAACAUUUUGUAUGGCUACAAUUACAAUAUAGUUUUUCAAUACUGAUUUCAAAGAAGAAAUUAUUUGUGUUUAAAGUUAUAUCCUCAUUCAAAUAUAUCCAUGCCAUUUUUACUGAAAAAAAGUAGUAAUUUAGGUUUUUCUACUUAAUACCCCAAUUUUAUUUUAAAAUAUGUCAAAUGUUUAGGCGAAAAUACUGUUCUGUGUGUGCAAAAAGUUUUGGUGUUCUGACCACUCUUUGUGUUCAGAUUUGUAAAUCAUCAGUAGAAACGGCUGCAAAUGAAAUGCACGUAUAAUUACUUCUUGGUAUCUGUGUACUGCCCACUUUCAGUUGGUAAAUGAUGUGUGAUAUUUCCUAACAUAAAUAGAACAGUAACUUUGAGAGGAUAAGAGGGAACUCAUUGACAGUAAUUUUUUGAGAAAACCAUAUUGUCUGGAUUUGUGAGAACCUCUAGCACUCAGUCUAGAAAUAUGAGUACUAUUUGUAUCCAAUAAUAUUAUGGGUAAAACUUGAUAGAAGUGCAUGAAAAUCCUAGAUAUAUAGAGAUGGGGACAUUAUCUGACAUAGUGGUCAUUUCUACUUCAGACUGACUUUGAAAAUGUGAGAUGCAAGAAAUGUAAGAUAAAAAUGAGAAGCAAAGUAGCAAAAGCAACGUGGGAUUGAGUGGCAGAACUGUUUUGUUUAAGGGCUGAUAUAUAUUACAAAGCUGACCACAGUUUUCAUUGUAUUUCAAGAUGUCUGACUGUUAAAGAAUUACUUACAUUUUAAUGUAUGUUUUUUAGUCCUGCAUUGCCAGUGUAAGAGCUAACUGCCAGCUUCUAAAAGCUGAGGGAGCUUGAAAGCAGCAAGUUUUCCGAGCUAGUAGAAGUCGCAUCAUUUUGCUCACCCUGUUCAUCCUGUGCAUUCUGGGCAGCUCCAAACACUGUGUCCAGUAACUUAUGGUCCUGGCCUUGCAUUUCUUGUACAUAAACAAAUCUCAGUGUCUUCCCAUACCUUGCUGACUGAAAUGGGAUAGGAAAACAAAUGUGAGAUAGUAUGAAGGCUGUUAACAGGUCAGGAGUAACUUCAGGGUCUGGGAGCCGUGGACCUUCUGCUGUGUGUAACUCAUACCUAUAGAAGAUGGUUGUGUUUGGGCAGCUGUUCCCAGCAAGGUGCAUUCCAUAUUGCCAGUGACUGUCAGACAUAAAUUACCACUCAGUCCUGUCCCAAGAGAGUGUAUGGAUUCCUGCUUCCACUCCUUUGUGUAAGCCACGUGCAUUCUCUGUGCAGAGAGUGCCAUAAUUAACACGAGUGGUUUCCAGUUACUCAAAGCAAUCUCUGGUAAUAAAAUACCAAGUUGCAUGGAAUCCUUACUUUACUGCAACAUUAGGAGGUGGAGGGAGGAAGAAAGAUGUGGUCAUGCAGUAUGCAGACUUUUUUAACAGUGCUAAAUGAAAUCACUAUCUCAAGUGGUAACUUACAGGUUUUGUGUUAGACUAUCUUUUCAUUGGUUAAUUUUUUUGGCCAUAACUCUAGGACUAAGUAACGAUAUUUUUUUUUUUAAUGCUUAUCAAAAUACCUCAAAAUUAGAUUUUUCCAUUUUAAGGAUAAGGUUACUCUUUCAGAACGCUUUUUUCGAACUUUUGCCUUUCUCUCGUGGAUAAAUAAUGCAAGACUCAACUUGUGGAAAUGAGAUUUAUAUAGGUCAGUGAAUAAAUUGCAUUCUGACUUGCUCUUUAAAAGAGACUUUCAAGAUGGCUAAGUCAUAAAGGCAAGGCUGGUUAAUACUGAAGAAUCUCUACUGAGAAAAACUGCAUUGCACAUCCUUGAUCAAAAUUGUUUUGCCCCACAGGUGAAAAGCAAUCAGAAAACUGAGCAUCUGGUGAUUCCUGUUACUUAGGAAACUUUUUGCUUGGGCUUUGUAUAAGACAUGGGAGAUGAGACAGAGAUUUUGAUGGGGUUGUGAGAUGGAUAGACUACCCUGUGUGACACAUUUGCCCUUUGAGUUACCCUUAAUACCCACAGACGUAAAAACUACAGCCUCCAAAGUGGUGUGGCAGAAAGGUGGUUUAGGUCCUGAUUUUUAAAAUACUGAAAUUCCCCAAAAUCAUAUAAUAUUUCAUGCUUUUAAAAUCACCUUAAAACCAUAUUCUUAUGAGUAUUGUAUCACACUUGCAUAUAACUGUAUGUGUGUGUAUCCAAAAAUACUUUUUCAAAACUAGUUCUAUUUGUCCAUCUCUUUGUCCCUAUUAAUUUCAGGUUCCUUAAGGUAUAUGGAGGCAGUGAUGCAGAGUUUGAUCUCAGAGUUGUUCUGUUAGAUGAGAAAUGGGCUUUAAAUAGGUGGUCAAAUGUAUAGCAGAUGUCUUGAAAAUAAUUACAAAUAUCACGAAGAGGUGUUCCAGAAAUUUGAUUUUUUUUUCAUUUAUUAAAAAUAAUUCUUGUUUUAAGAAGUGCCUGACUUUUCAUGAAUUUUUCAUGUUCAAUUAAUUCCCAAGGAGUAGCUUGAAACUAUAUUGCAUUCUGUAAAUAAUUUUGUAACUUUAUAAACACGCAUUUACCUGUGAGGCAAUAAUGGCUGCAAAGGAUUGUAAAUCAUACGGGAAGUUGAUUCCACUGAGUACAAUAUUUGGAAAGGAGGUGAAUUUCUCUUCCAAAGUAUGCCCCUUUUCACUGCAGCUCAGUGCAUUUCUGUGCUUUGUAAACCAGUGUCUAAACACCAAAACAAACACUGGCAUCAGUUAAAAUCCCUUUUAUCUGGCAAGGAGCACUGACUUUUGCAGCCUCCAGUGGGACCUUGUAAAGAGUGCCUGUGUAGAACUUUAAUUUUUUUAAGACUAUUAAACCAGAAACUUUUGGGUCCUUAAGUCUGGCUUUUUGCGUGGAAUCAGUGGCUUUUAGGUCCUGUGUCACCAGCAAACUUAACUAAGAGAUUCCUUGAGAUGUGAUGCAGCAGAACACAGCACCCUGUGCCAGGGAUCCACCAGGAUCUAAAAAGCAAGUUACUGUGGCAGAAGGAUAGGUGGUAAACCUUGCAUUUCAGCAGUGGAUGGACACUUAAGUAGUUAUGAGUUGAUUAUUAUGGCAGGCAAAAAAAGCCUUGAAGUUAACUGCUUUGAAUCAGUUUAUGUAUUUGGUUAGCUUUUGAUUUCUUCACUUGUUAGCUUGCUACAAAAUUAACAAUAUUAACAGUGUAUUCUAUUUCAGACUUAUAAACGUGGGAGAUCUGAAUGUAAGUAAACUUGAAGUUUAUUCUCUGUCUGUAUCUACUACUUUUCACACUGCAAUUAGGAAAAAAGAAAACCAAACACUUUACCCACCAAAAAAUUAAUUUUAGUAUUUCUUUCUGUGGCAGACAGAUUGGGAAUGCUUUUUCACUUCAUGUUGGUGUUGAGUUCUUCAAAUUGUAUUCAGUGUCAUAUUUGAUAGAAAAAAAAUGACAAUGAAGACAAAAAUUUUGGAAAAUAGGGCAGAACCCAUCUUACUGAAGCUUAAAUUUUGGGUUAGGAUUUAGCAACCCAUCAGAAACAGCUCAGAAACAAGAGAGUCUCUUUUGGGCAGUUCUCUGGAUCUCGUGAGAAAGCACAGAUAUUUCUAUGCUCCUUGACUUUUUAUUUUCACUUCAUGUCUUUUCUUGCCAUUGCUGUGCAUUCUGAAUUUGACUUUUGGUGUACACAAAGAGGUGCACUCUUUACCUCACUGAUAUGCUGCUGGUGUGAUGGAAGUAGUAACCAACACACGUGAUAGAAUUCUCAGAUAGCUGUGGCAUUGCUUGGCUUUGGCCCGUGUUCUGCUUUUUGGUAAUUACAGAAAUCAUAUUAGUGUUAAGGCAAAACGUGAGUACAGGUAACAGCUUCCACUGAAGUUAUUGGCAAAACACCUGCUGACUUCAAGGAGAACAGGACUGAUCCAGUAAUCCCUCGGUAAAUUAGCCGUCUCAAGUAUCUUAAGGUUGUGCAAAGAGAGGAAGGAUGGUUUCUGGUGAUGGGUAGCUGGAAAUGGGGAGAUGGCAGGUCAGCUGAUUUUUCUUCGGGAUUUUGGAGUGCUGCUGGGCAAGGUGCUUAAUCUGACUGUGCCUCAGUGUCCCAUCUGUAAAGCAGGAUGAAGGGACUGCCCCUCCUCAUAGCCCUGCUGGAGUGCAAGUGGAUACUUUAGUAUGAAGCACUAUUUAUUAUUUCAUGGAGCUCUGGUAAUUGUUCAAGGCUGUACAUUACCUGUUCCUCUGGUAGCAUUUAAAUAAAUGUGAAUUUACAAGAAAAAAACUCACCUCCUGAUAAUAUUUCAGUAUGUUCUAGGAAGCCUUUCCAGUAACAGCCUCUGCACUUUUUUACAGAGAUUUACAGAAUUUAUAUCAAGAAAUUGCCUCACUUCCCAUGCAACAGAUCUCAUUUUCCAAGGAAAUGAACUUUUCUUACAUCUUUGAAUUAUGGAAAGGACUAACUUUGCAUGAUUACAAAUAUCCAUGUUAUCUUUGGUGUUCACAGCUUGAUUCAACUAAACUGUAAUGGCUGUGUCUGUGAAAUUUGCUCAAAAUUUAUGAGUGUUUCAGCUGUAAAUGGGAAAAUUAGUUUUCUGAAGCUGCAAACUUGAGGGUGAAUUGAAAGCCGAGUCUGGGAGGGAUUAAAAUGAAAGAGGAAGAAAAUAAGUAAUUAAAAUUUUAUACUAUGCAAUCAGAAGGGAGAUCUCCAAGAACUGGUUCCUUUUGCAGUUACAAAUGUAGAACCAUCCUGAUGGUAGAAUUUUAUAUACAUAUAUGACUGAAAAGGAGGCAUUUAAAAUGUUCUGGGUCAUUACCAAAUGACUGUGUUUUUACUCUGAGCCAUAGGGUGAUUCUAGAAGUCAAGCCUACGAGUACUUAGAAUAGUUUCUUUCAUGUUAGUGGCUAUAGCUUAGUUUCCAGUUGUACGUGUGUUUUUCCUGGCAAUUUUGCACAUUAAAUAAAAUAAUGUCUCAAAA